Ostrinia furnacalis (Asian corn borer) is the source of this 3521-nucleotide messenger RNA. RefSeq names its product F-box/LRR-repeat protein 14. The transcript is spliced from 3 exons. NCBI's taxonomy places the organism in Eukaryota, Metazoa, Arthropoda, Insecta, Lepidoptera, Crambidae. Gene Ontology annotation, molecular function: protein binding. The coding region runs from base 123 to 2126 and encodes 667 amino acids. The record is from RefSeq and is a predicted model, not a curated record. Gene Ontology annotation, cellular component: cytoplasm.
GUCAAAAAAAAUCAUCUGCUGCGAGCUGCGACUGCACGGAAGUGAAUUCGCAAAUCAAUAAUGCUAUUAUAAGUACCAAAUUCUUGUGUUUCAUCGACUCUUACAAAGCAGAAUAGAUCAACAUGGAUCUCCCAUAUGAGGUGUUGGUUUACUUAUUUAAGUAUUUACCAAGAGCAGAUAGAAAAGCGGCAAGUGAAACAUGUCGCGCCUGGUAUAUAGCUGCCAAUGACAAUUACUUUUUGAAGAGUAAAUUAGUAACAUUCCACAGAGGGGCAUUUAAUGAUGAAGACCUAUCAAAACUAAGUACAUAUGAAAAUUCCUCAGUAAUUUACCGCAAUUACAUGUUCUGCGAUGUAGAAAUAUCAAGCAGACUCAAUGGAUUUUGGAACAAAAUGGGAGAAUUUAUAAAUUCAUUGGAAUUUGUGAAGGUUGAUGUAUGUGAAAAGGAAUUUCUGUACAUACUCCAAAAAUGCCCAAACUUGGAAACACUUAAUAUUCAUAGCUGCAAAGAAAUCUUCAUGUCUGGUCGAUUACUAGGGGGUAAAACUGAAGUAGUGAAAAACCUUGAUUAUUUAAAAUCCUUGAGCUUGACUAAUAAUAAGUAUUUAACAGAUGCCUUGUUAAACAGAUUUGUAGUAUCAGCACCAUUAUUGGAAUUCUUGGAUUUAUCAGAUUGUUCUUUGCAGUUCCACGCUGGGCUUAUUAAAAGGUUUUAUCCAAUUGGCUCCAAUGUCUUUGAAAAUCCCUCUGAAAGUGUAUUAACAUUUUAUUUCAUAAUGCAGUUCAUUAUAUCUCGAGCCAAAGUACUUAAACAAUUAAUACUUUCAAACACUCUUAUAGAUGGUGUCGCUCUAAAAUCCAUAGCAGAGAUUGAACACUUGAAACUAGAGACCUUAAUUGUGCAUUCCUGUGACCAGCUAACUAACAAUGGCAUCUUAGCAUUGACAACACACCAAACCAGUUUAGUAUCUCUUGAUCUUGGGCUGUGCAGUAGAGUCACUGAUCAAUCUCUUGUUUAUAUAUGCCAAAACCUUAAGAAUUUGGAAUGCCUUGACAUUCAAAGGUGCCGUGCUGUUACCGAUUUAGGUGCCAUUGAACUGAGGAAACUGAAAAAAUUGAAUUCUUUAAACAUAGCUCAAUGUGACCUAAUUACUAAAGUUGGCUUUGAAAAAGGGAUAUGUCAUGAAGUAAAUAAUGAGCUUCAAGAUUUGAAUAUUAGCGCACUUAAUUUGGAUCAAGAAACACUUAUAAUGAUAUCCGAAAAACUACCAAAAUUAAAAUUUCUGGACAUAAGUUUCUGCCUCAAUGGUGUUACAGAUAAGUCUAUUCAAGUUAUAUUAAAGAACCAAAUACGUUUGAAAACUUUGAAAAUGAGUUACUGUGACAAAGUCACAGAUGCAGGCUUAACAGGUAUGGGGAAAAUGGAGGAAAUCAAUGACAACGUCCCAAUAAUGGCGCAAUAUUAUGAAUGUAGUAGUCAUCAUCAUAAAAUUCACUUAGGAUCCAGAGCUGAGGAGGAGAUUCUUAGAGAUGCACAAAAAAAACGUGAGGUAAUGCUUAUGUGCGAGAAACUUACACUAGAUUCCUCUACUGGAUACUCAUUGGCGCGCCUGAAAUGCCUACAACACCUGGAUAUAAGUGGAUGUAAUAGAAUCACAGAUGUCAGUUUAACUUACACAUUUAACUUCAAAGAACUGAUUGUUCUUAGCUUGAGCAGGUGUCAACAAAUAUCACACGAGGGUAUGGCACAUCUAGUCAAAAAUUGCCCAAGCAUAGAAUUAUUUAAUUUAAUGGAUUGCUACAAUUUGAAAGAUGAAGCUGUUGUGGAAAUAGCAAAAGGUUUACAUAGAUUGGAGAACCUCGUACUAAAGGGCUGCAAUCAACUGACGGACAAAUCAGUGGAAGCUUUAUAUGCUCACUGUAAGAAGUUGCAGUUUCUGGAUGUUCAAGGAUGUCGCUACAUAACACCGGAAGUGGCGUUCUCGCUUGGCAACUUGCGAACAUUUCACACUCUUAUAAUAUCAAAACCGAGAUGUCCCUUGCCAGAAGAACCGAAGACCAACCCGCCACCACCAGCUCCAUCAUUUUUCCCGUCUUUGCUGAGGAAAUUACGUUUAGUACACUAAAUUCUUAAUUGUAGCAUUACAAGCACACAUACAUCGAGGCGUAAGUAUAUUUAGAAAAAUAUUUGUUUCUUUUUAACAUUUUUAUACAUACUUAUGUUUUAGUGACCGUGUCUCGACUCAGCAGUAGGUACCUAUUUACUGCCUACUGGCAUUUAUGUUAAUUAUUAGAAAAUGUAUGAUUUUUACAAAAUCACUCACUAUACGUAAAUUAUGUAAAUCAUCCCUAUUUUGGGAUUUUAAGUAGGUAUAUUACUGACGCAGCUGCGCAGUAAGUAAAUGACAUGAUAAGAUUAUGUGAAAGCGACUUGAUCAAUCUGUUUAUUGAUGUUUAGAUACAUAUUGUAGCUAAUCUAAAAUACUGGUAAUGUCACCCUAAAAAAAAGUCUAUUGAUGAACGAGGUUGCUGCUGUUUGUCCAGCGCAUUAGCAAAGUGAGGUACCCCAAUGAGAUGUGGACGGAGUCUGCAGCCCUAGGGAAGGAAAGUUGAUGAAUGUAGAUUUUGUAACAGAAAACCCACUUGGGUUAGAUAGGUAGGUACAUGGCCAGGAAUGGCGAUAUUAUUGGAGAGCUUAAAAAAUAUAUUAACUGUAAAUGUCUAUUAAUCUGUAAAUGAGUGUAAGUAUUAAACUGUAGGUAAAUGUAUAAAAAGAGGCGAAAUGUAUUUGUUCCAUCUGAAAGAAAUGAAGAUAAGAUAAUGGCAACUGCCAUGAACUAUAAUGCAUACAUAUUCAAAUGUGAACAUUUACAAUACUUCAGCUCUCGAUUUCAACAAGUCCAAUGUCCGAGUGAAACGAAGCUGGAGACUGUAAAUGUGACGUCACAGUACAUUGAAAUGUUCAGGGUCAGGCGCCUACUAAACAACAUACAAUUAAAAUGGCUCGAAGUUUUUACGAAGACUAAUGUAUUUUAUGUAAAUUAAGUAGUAACAUAAAAAUGAGAAAUAUACAAAAACAAUGUAAACAAUUUUAUCGUUAUCAUUCCGUUAUCACUUAAAUUAUUUUAGAUUUUGUAUGACCUACGUAAUGGACAAGUUGGAUUUCUUUGUUCUUUCUUUGUUGUCACUUUCAAUCUAAGCAGCCUUUUUUACUGACAAUUUUAAAUAAAAAGACAUUAACUGUAGAGCUUUUUCGUCGAUUUUUUAAUAGAUUCUUUAUAAUUUAAUUUACCAGUGAUAUUCUUUUUUCUUAACUUAUUUAUUAUUACUUAGUGUAGGUACUAAUUUUUAAAAUAGGUAAUACAAAUUUUUGAAAUAACUGUAGGUAUAACAUUUUAAGUUCAUUUGUUCAUACAUAAAUACUAACGCUUUUCCAUGUUGUACUAAAGCCAUGUAUUCAUUAGGCAACAUUUGUUUAUAAACUGUUCAUAAACAAUGUUUCAUAAUGUUUCAUCUUCUCU